This is a messenger RNA of Scutellospora calospora, 567 nucleotides long. Lineage: Eukaryota; Fungi; Glomeromycota; Glomeromycetes; Diversisporales; Gigasporaceae. The record is from the annotation of a GenBank genome assembly.
AAGACACCUGCUGGGUGCCCUAACGAAAACAUCAUCGUAAGACUUAGAAGGAAAGAAGACACACCCGAAGCAGAUACAAGGGCAACAGCCCUUGUACCAAGGAAAAGAAACUCAGAGGACAUAAUAAUUAAGAACAAUAAAAAAAGAAAAGAAAUGAAGAAGGUUCAUAACACAAGAAGUAAAAGUGAAGAAACGAUGAAUACACUGCAGACAGCAACACUUGCAGAUACGAAUGCGAAAGUUCAUGCUUCCCUGACUACCUCAAGUCCGAAUACCACGGGUUCGACCUAUUCAGACUGGCUAGAGAUUAUGGAACAUGAAGCAGCAGCGGAAAACCAACAAGAAGAACUUGAAACUAAUAAUUUCCGCAAGGAAAAUUCUUCGGCCCUCACUACAGAAAGUUCUGGCAAUUUCCGUGAUGAGAGAUCAGAAGGUGAGAGUGCAGAAAACUCUCACAAUGAUAGAAGUCAGGAUCUCAAUAUACAAGAAACAGAGACAAUGGAACAAGAUGUUCAUAUUAGCAGGACUAUCCCUCUAUUAGAAAUAGCGAAAGGAAUUUUGCUUUAA